Messenger RNA from Dreissena polymorpha, 5369 nucleotides. Its product is annotated as bifunctional apoptosis regulator-like. Gene Ontology annotation, molecular function: metal ion binding; protein binding; ubiquitin protein ligase activity. Gene Ontology annotation, cellular component: nucleus. The record is from RefSeq and is a predicted model, not a curated record. NCBI's taxonomy places the organism in Eukaryota, Metazoa, Mollusca, Bivalvia, Myida, Dreissenidae. Bases 1125 to 2399 code for a protein of 424 amino acids. The transcript has 12 exons. Gene Ontology annotation, biological process: proteasome-mediated ubiquitin-dependent protein catabolic process.
AAAUACAUGUUUGUAUAUUUAAAAUCUACUGCGAGAUUAAAUAGUUAAGGUCACGGUGUAACGCCGCGGAUCGUCACCGCGGACCACGGUGGACGAAUGCCUGCUGUGUUUUUUGCCCAAGUAAAUUACCUUCGCGAUGGCCUGACAGGACGAUCAUCGCGGACCGGUGAAACUCUGAUGUCCGCAGCAAUUCCUAACAAAAACGCGUUCGCGGUCACACCGCAGAAAUUGAAUACUGACUAAGAGCUGUACUGUUGAGUUUUGCUGAUCAGAAAAGAGAUAAGAGAUUAGCCAUCAUAAACAUUAACCUCUAUCAGUGCUCCAUCUAAGCCUAACACAGGGGUGUUUAUAGACUUUUGAUUGGCUCAGGCACCAUCUAUUUGGAAAAAAGUCACUUUGAUUGGCUGCAGCACAAGACGUGGGAAGUUAUAUUCUGAAAACAAUUGGGUUGCAGCAACUUAAAUUGAGCUAAAUUUUUGGUAUAAUUGAGCAUUAUUAAGACUUAUAACUCUAGUGUCAAAUGACUUGAAAUGCUUUCAGCAUGAAGUAUUGUGUGAUGAUAACAAUGUGUAUUUUCUACAAUGUGUAAAUCAACAAUAAGUUUGUUGCAAAAAAGAUUGAAAGUGGGUUGUUAAAGUGAUAUGGUCUCAUAGUUCAGAAACAUCCGUUUUUUUUGGAAUACUGAAGAACAGCUGUAACAGGUUAAACCCCAAGGUGAAAUUAACAUUGAUCGGAGGAUCCAUUGGAAGGAAUGUGCAUCAUUGCCAGCAAAAAAGGGAGCAAAAGGAGGACUACCUGAUGUAUGGACAUUUAUUCCAGGUUUUACUCUGCACAAGCAGGCCAGCUUGAGGGGAACAGGAGUGGGAAACCACGCCCUGUAGUGUCCUUGACCAAGAAAAGCUGGAUUUGUUGAGAGGACCUGAUCUCAAAUUAGAUCAUUCAUGAGACGCGCCUCGCAAAGGACAUGACAGUUGUUUUCAGACCUGAUCAGCUGGUGAACUGCUCUAUGAAGGAUGGUUUAUGAAUGCAUUCUUUCUUAAGGAGGGGAAAACUUUUGUAUUUCUGAAGCGGAAACUACCUGUAGUCGGCUGAUAAUCAGAGCGGAGAAAAAUCACUGAAUAAAUAUGGAUAACACAUUAGGGACAUCACAACCCACCAUCAACAGCAAUAACAGCAAUGCCAUAGAUGAAGACUUCCUAUGUGGCUGCUGUUUUGACCUCAUGGUGCAGCCUACGACCCUGACAUGCGGUCACAGUUUCUGCCGUCUCUGCAUUGCAAACUGGUACCUCACUUCCAAAAAACUGGAAUGUCCACAGUGUCGAAGUGCGUGGACUGGAAAUCCGCAGAUCAACAUAUCUCUCAAGAACCUGUUGAACAGAAUGCACACAGAAUCAGUCUCAGAACGUGAAAAAGAGGUGCUAACAACAGAAGCCAAAGAAAAGAUCUCAAAGUUCGAAGCCGCAUUGAACAACAACAGUGACAGCGAGUCCUCCAAAGCUCAGGGGCAGGGAUUCUGUGGAGGGAUCUGUUUUGCGUUAUCAGUGCUUGUGAUAGUGUACCUGUCGUGGUACUGGCGCAGUUCAGACCAGGACCUGCUGGUACACAAGCCCCUCAACAAGUGGACGGUGGAGGACGUUGAUCAGUGGUUCAGAGAUAUGGGGGCUUGGACAUCCCAGUAUGUGGCAGUCGUCAGGGAGAAAAAUAUCAGUGGCAAUUUGAUGUUUGAGUUUGAUGAAAAAACUCUGAUCUCCACAUUCAACAUUUCUGACCCGCUUCACACAAAGGCACUGUUCAACGCAAUAUCAACUGUGCAAGUGAAGGGUGUUAAGCCAGCUUCAAAUAUCUGGGAAUUUAAGUCGCUGUACCCGGGUUGGGCGUUGUUGCUUUUAUACGGAAUGAAAGACUAUCCCCGCAGCAGUCUAAUGUAUCUGUAUUUCUUUGAGUAUGAGACGAUGUUCCUGCCGUUUGUUCACGUUGUCUGUCCUACCUCUGAAGGUGCUCCAAAAUACGACUUUAAAGAUGUUCCCCCGCCUCUGACCUCGGUUCAGUGGGCGGAGUUUAUUCCCAAGCUGAUCUUCCUGCCGUACAUGCUAGUUGGUGAGUUCACGUGGGACUGGCUGGACAUCCACUGGUGGACUGCACGAUUCAUCCUCGCCAACUGCAUCCUCACCACUUUCCUCGAGGCAAACUAUGUGGCCAUGUACAUACGGGGGGAAGAGCAGUUCAGAAGCCUGACUGGGGAGUUGAAACGAGUGCUCAAGAGUUACCUAUCGCUGGGAAUAUUCAUCCUUAUUUGGCCUGUAGUUCCAUCCAUUGUGUGUGACGUCUUUUUCUAUGUAGCCCUGUACUUUUCUCCAUACCAAACAGGGGAGGCAAUUUAUAAAUUAUGGAGAAGAUAGUUUUAAGAGUUACUGUUACUUGUCCACUUUGUACUGCAUAAUAUAUCCUGGGAUGUAAACUACCAGUAUAAAGUACCCUGAAGGCAUUAACAUAAGGAAUGUUGUGCAGAUUGUUAAUAUUUUUGAUAAAUCUGAAUUUAUUCUAUAGUUAAUUGCUUGAUUUUACAUGCCAAUACUCAGCAGCCAAAUGUUGAAUAGUGCAGCAUUUUGAUUGUAUGCCUAGCGACAUAUUUCUAAUGGCCACUGUGUUCUUUCUUUUUUGGGGGGCAAAUUUUUCUGUUAAACCUACUUCCCCAUGUCAUCAAGUAUUUCAAACAGUGCAUAUUCAGCAGUUUAUCUUCCUACAAUAACAUGUACUGGUUACUAUUACUUCUGAAUGUUCUGUUUGAUGUCAUUAACUGCCUUGAUGGUGUUCUGGGAAAUCCCACAUGAUUUUCAUAUGCAAACACAUCCUUUAAACUAUUUCAUUUACAUGGUUAUGUAGUCAAUGUUUGCGUAAUCUUGCUUUUAGAAUGCCAUCAGAAACAGGGUGCUGGUUUUGUGAACUUCUCUUUUGAUGUUAAAUUCUAAUGACAUGACAUUAUAACUGCAUUGGUUAGGGUACUACUCAUGCUCAAAUAUAUUCUUGUUCACAAGUAUUUUUUUAAAAUCAUAAUUGUAUUGUUUGAAUCUUAAUUCAUGUUAAAUUGUAUUCAUUUCAUUUGUUUUUUAUCGUUAAAUAAUCGUCCACACAUUGAGAUCAAAUUUACAUGAAAUGUUUCCACUGUAUAAGAAACUUACCAAAAGUCUAGGACUUAAUAGCAAAGUAAAACAAGAGAAGAUAUAACAUUAUCAGAUUGUUUAUUUUAUUAGCGACAUUUCUUCUUUUGAUACCAAAAUAUUUAUGCAUUCAUAAAAUUAUCUUUAUAUUUCCUUCUUCAAUACAUUAUCAAAUGUAAUGAAGGAGAAAGCUGUUGGUAACAAUUGAUAACUAGUUAUGAAGUUUUACACACACACAAAUAUUUGUGUACAUGUAUUUUACUCAAUGAUUUAUGUCAAGUCCACUUGCAAGCAGCUCAAUAUAUGGCUGUUCAGUGUGCGCCUGUCUGUCAAUUAGCAUCUAGACUGUAACUUAAUCAUUCAGCAUGCAAUUGUGAAUAACCAUUAAUGUUCUUUAUGUGUGGAUGGCAUGUUGUGUUCAAGACCCUUUCCAUGACUCAAAGGUCGAUGUCACUCUUAGAGGUCAAGUCAAACAAGAGCAUAUGGCAGAUGCUAAGACAUCAUUCUUCGUGCAAUUUUACAACAACUGUAACACAUGUUCACAUGUGGAGACAUUGUUUCACAAAUAAAAGACGUGUUCCUAGCUCAAAGAUCAAGGUCACACUCAGAGGUUUAAUGACAAAUUAUGUAUAAACUAGCUUGUGCAUCAUGGAACGUCAUCAGUCAAUCUGGACAUGUUAAAACAGCUGAACUGAAACAUAUCUCUUUUGCUCAAAGGUCUAGGGAACACUAGGAGGUUAAAGAUCAAAUAUGGAGAUGUCCCAACAUAGUUUUUGGUCAGGCAAUUUUAAAGCAAAUUUCCACUGUUUGGUGACUUAUUGUUGCUUGCAAGGCAUGUACCCCUAGCUCAAAUGUCAAUAUCAUACUAACUUAAUUUCAGUGCUCAAAAUAUGGUAUAAUAUUUUAAAAUUACAACACUUUAUGCACAUGCCUUAAACCUGGUUUCCAAUGAAGUGCUUCAUAUCUUGUUAAUAAAUAAUGGGUCUGUUUCAUUGAUGUAAUAUCAAUAACUUUCCCUGAAUGUAAAUCCAACGUUGAUAUUUUGCAAUACUAUUUCAUAUCAACAGACACAUGUGGGCUGUGCACAUGCAUGUUAUGUCUUAUGAACUUUUAAUUUAUUUAUUUUGUAAUAAUUUUUGAUAGCUUGCAUAUAUUAUAGUAGAUACAUUAGUUUUCUUAUUUUCUGUAUAUUUGAUAGCUUUUUGAAAGUCCUCUUCAGGUAAAACCAAGAGUGGACUAAAGGUUAACCUUUGUCCAUCCGUCUGUCUGCGUGUCUGUCUUAAUCUGGAUCCUUUGAUAACCAAAAAAGGUUUAACAAUAAAUGUGAUCGCUAUGGGUACAGAAAUACCUGAAAACGGACAAAUCUGGACACUGCGAUAACUCAAAAAUACCUUAAGCAAGAAUUUUGAAACACAGUAUGUGGGUAAAAGGCCAUGGAGAGAAAAUGCAGGUUUUUUGUUGAACAUAAUUUGUGAUUGAUAUGGUUACAGAAAUAAGGGAAUAUUGUCCAACAAUUUUGGAUCCUGCGAUAACUAAAAAAGUACUGAACUUAGGUUGAUAAAACUUGGUAUAUUGAUUUUAUUGGGAAUGUUGGCGUUUUUGCAGUUUUUUUGUCAAACAAAAAUUGUGGUUGCGAUGGUUACAGAAAUUAUUGAAAACUAAAAUCAAAGUCCUGCGACAAAUCAUAAAGAACUUAAGCUAGGUUAAUGAAAAUCCAUCUAAGAUAUAGGGCCGUAUGGGGAAUUUUCACAUUGAUUCAUGGUAAGUCGGUCAAAAGAGUUGUUGCAAUUGUUACAAAUAUAAGUGAAAACGAAGAUCUUGAUCUGUGACAACUCAAAAAGUACUUGAGCUUACUCCAACAAAAUUGACUCUGUAGCGGAUUGAUGUUUGUCAAUGAAAAAAGCUCUUAUUUAUAAUACAUUAGACUUUAGUAUUUAUUUAUAUUAAGCUAUAAGAUGUUAACUUUGUAUGGACUUUAUUAUAAUGCCUUUUUUUCAAAUGCAAGGUGCGUGGAUAAUUUAAUGUUAAAUGAUUCUUACUGAUAUAAAAACAAUUAUUACAGAUUAUUCAUUUCCAUUAUUGUGUUGUACUUAAAUUUCAUACCAUUGUAUGAACAUUACACAUGUGUAUUGGAGGCAUUUGCUUGAAAGUUGUUAAGCUUUGAUAAGCUGUUCAGCUUAAGCUAUGUUCAUAAAAGUUCUUAAAAACUUA